This is a messenger RNA of Oncorhynchus gorbuscha (pink salmon), 3910 nucleotides long. Its product is annotated as zinc finger protein 11-like. Gene Ontology annotation, biological process: regulation of transcription by RNA polymerase II. NCBI's taxonomy places the organism in Eukaryota, Metazoa, Chordata, Actinopteri, Salmoniformes, Salmonidae. The record is from RefSeq and is a predicted model, not a curated record. Bases 146 to 3520 code for a protein of 1124 amino acids. Gene Ontology annotation, cellular component: nucleus. The transcript is spliced from 7 exons. Gene Ontology annotation, molecular function: DNA-binding transcription activator activity, RNA polymerase II-specific; RNA polymerase II cis-regulatory region sequence-specific DNA binding.
AACAACUUCCGUUUCCCACUGCCUGAAUGGUAUGUGGAGAGAACGGCAACUCUAGACCGGGAAGUGGGGCAUCUAAAUCAAAUCUAGCUAGCUAACUUUUUUCAAGUAUAUCUUAGCUUCCUGUUGACUAUUGUAUGAGGCCGAGAUGCAAAGUCAGGAUCCAUGCGAAAAUUGUCCCCCUCUUCUUCUUCCCUCUCUGCGUCUCUUCAUUCCACCACUGCGGCUUGUCUCUGCAGCCAUGUGGCAAGUGGUUCAACGAGGAGACGUUCAAGAUUAUGGGAUGCUGGAGGAGUUUGUCACCAUGGUUACAGAGAUUGUGCCAGAGCUUUUGAGUUGCAGUCAGAGGGCUCAACUCAUUCUGGGGCUUAGAGCAAGGCUGGUUCUGGAGUUGUGUCGCACUGAGCAGACAUUAGACCUCACGAAUAUUCAAAAACACCUGGACAGGAUCCGAUCCCUCACAUCCACUGAGGAAGCAGAGGUGGAAUUAUCUGAAUCAAAGUUUGUGGAGCUGGUUAAAUCUCUGCUGAAAGACCCAAGUGAAAGGGAGAACUUCUACCAGGACGUGUUCCCUGUGGAAUUUGGGCCCAAGUAUGACACUGCAAUACAGAUGCUGAUGUUAGAAUUCCUUUCCAGACUGGAGAAGUUACUUCCCCUACCAGACCUUGAACAGACUGCCUCCUUGUUAAAUGCUGUCCCCUCUGCCCUGGAGAAAUGUGUACAGUUUGUACCUGACCCCAAACAAUUGAGGACCCUGCUCCAGUACCACAGAAAACGUGGACAUUUGGACUCCAUCGGAACUCCAUCAUCCUUUGGUGACUUCAUCCUCUCCUCUCUGUCUCUUCCUCCAUAUGUGCGAGUGGUGACUGCCCCAGAUGUAGACUCAGAUACACAAUCAGAAAGCAUGAAUUUGGAGGGAAUGGAAGCAAGAGAGUUGUUGGAAAAUCGGACAAAGGAAAUCGAUGUACUAGUCCCAGCAGGUGAAGUUAGAAGAUACAUAAUUACUGAGCCAGAUUACGGUAUGGACAUGGAGUCUGCCGUUGGGGAAAAUGACAAUCAAGCAGUCACUGGCUUGAAUUCACUCAGACCAUCACAAUUAAAACGAAGCAAAAGGCUGCAGAUUAAGAACAUGUUUUCAAAACGACGGAAACUUCGAAAGACCGAUUCUUCCGGGCGUGCAAACAAACAGCCAUCAUCCUCCAAGGGUCGGCCUUCCCCAAAGAAGUCAUGCAGAAGAGGCCCAUUCAGUAAGACAUGUGAAGUGUGUGGGAAGACUUUCACUCGAGUCACAGCCAUGAAAAGGCAUCAGCUAACCCACACUGGAGAUCUCAAGUUUAAGUGCCUCAUGUGUGAAAAAAGCUUCAGGGACGGUCAUAAUCUGAAGAGACACCAGAGGCGAGUUUGUGAAAAGGAGAUAAACAUGUUGGAGGAAGAGAUCCCACAACCCUCAACUAGCAAACCUCAGAUCCCAUCACUCCUCAAGACUCCCUGUCCACCAGGGCCAUCUCAUCAAGGAACUCUGGACACUAUCACAGCCACGAACACAUGCUCUGUGUGUGGGCGGUAUUUUGCUCGUACUUCCAGCUUGGUAAGACAUAUGAGCUCCCACUCAAAAGAGCGUCCAUUUGGGUGUGUCAAUUGUGAUAAGAGAUUCAAGUAUUCGUACGAUUUGAAAAAACACCAGAGAGAAUUGUGUCAGAAAGUGACCCAGGGAGAUUUGUGUCAGGAUGUUGAUCAGAACAUGGCACAACAAAAGAGUGGCCUGGAACCAGAGAAGGUUUUUCUUGCCACUGCAGAGAAUCACACCCAGGUAGAUUCCAAAACCUGUUAUGUCUGUGGUAAGAUUUUGACUUGUACCUCACAGAUGGAAAGGCACUUGAAAUCUCACUCAAAGGCACGUCCCUUUAAUUGUGCUAUUUGUGAGAGAAGUUUUAAGUACAAAGAUACCUUGAAGAAACAUCAGGAAAUCCUUGGCCACGAGGGCAUCCUAGAAGACUUGGGUCAGAGUGUGGACCAGCAAGAAGUGGAAGUUAACACAGAGAGUUGCAUCAGCCCUCUCACUACCAAGGAAAACGACACUGAGCCCCUUAUCACGGCUGCUACUUCAGUGCCGACUCUCAAAGAACCCAAACCAUGCACUGUGUGUGGGAAGAUUUUUAACCGUGCUUCAGUUAUGGCUAUUCAUAUGAGAUCCCAUUCAGAUGAGCGUCCUUAUCAAUGUGGCAAUUGUGAACAGCGCUUUAAGUACAUGCACAAUCUGAAUCAACACCAGAGAUAUAUCUGUAAGGUGAACCGAGAAGAGUCCUCUCAGAUGGUAGACCAGCACCAAGAGGAGGAGUCUAGUGAACUGGUGGCUGUUAAUGCUGAUACCCCAGAGACAUCUACCAGUCGACUACAACUGGUUCACUGGUGUAAAAAAUGUGGAAAGUGUUUCGAUGACAUCUGUAAUUUGAAGCAACACCAGGAAAGUUCAUGCAAAGAGGAAAAAAUAAAGGUGGUCUUCCAAUGUGAAAAAAGAAAGGUGGUCUUCAAAUGUGAUGAUUGUGGGAAGGACUUCAAAGGUUCUUCAUCCCUAAGGACACACAAGCGAAUUCACAACCCAUUCUAUUGCUCUGAUUGUGGAAGGGUCCUACCAAACUCCAUUGCCUUUGACAGACACAAGCUGAUGCAACACAAGGAAAUCCAGUGUACCAUGUGUGAGAAGACCUUUACCCUGUUGGGGCGUCUGAGAGAUCACUAUCUGCAUCAACAUAAAUUCACAGGCCCAUACCCCUGCUCUCAAUGUGAGAAAACCUUCACUCAGUUAAGAUACCUUGUUGAACAUGAGAGGGUUCAUUCAGGAGAGUACCCUUACCAGUGCUCUGUUUGUCAAGCAAAGUUCAAUAAAGCAAAUUCUCUAACGAUACACAGUAGGAAGCACACAGGAGAAAAGCCGUUCCUGUGCUGGCAGUGUGGAAAGAGUUACAAGGAUCGUGGAAACCUGUCAAUGCAUAUGGGGACUCACUCAGAGGAGAGACCCUUUUCCUGUUCGCAGUGUGACAUGACUUAUCGGACAAAGAUUCAGCUGAAUACACACAUUGAACAAGUUCAUGAGGGGGUGAGAUACACCUGUGCAGUCUGUGGAAAGCAGUUUUUGAAAGCUGUGUCAUUGAUAAGACAUGAACUCACUCACACAGGAGAAAGACCAUGGCCAUGCUCCUAUUGCACAAAAACCUUCAUCACUGCCAAUGAAAGGAGAUUGCAUGAAAGAUACCAUACUGGUGAGAGACCAUACAAAUGCCAAGACUGUGGAAAGUCCUUCGUACAGUUGUGUUUUCUGAAAGCACACCAACGACUUCACACAGGAGAGAAGCCAUUUGCAUGCAGUGUUUGUGACAAACGUUUCAGAUUAAAUUACCAUAGGCAAAGACACGAGCAAACCCAUACAGGAAAACAGAAGCCACAUGUUUGUGCGGAAUGUGGGUUAGCUUUCGCUCAAAGAAAGCGCCUGACUGAACACCAAUGCACUCACUCCUUGAAUUAAUUAUUAAUAUUUUUUUAAGUCUAAUGUUCCUUUGCAUUGUUAUUCAUUUUAAGACAGUACAGUGGGGAAAGUAGUGAGGGAGACAAAUUAGGGGCACAGACAGAAAGAAGGGCAGAGAAGGGUCUUGAACCCUCGUCACCAAGCAUUACCACUCUGUUAGACUCUGGCAUUUGAGUUCUUGUUGUGUACUAAAAAUAAAAACACAGGUUUACACCUCAGGUUUGAAUUAAUAUUCUAUUUUUCAGCUUUGUUUCAUAAUUCUGUGGAUAAUUUCAAUUGCUAAUUUGUAGUAUGUACACUAAAGGAGGAAACGUGUAAAACUGUUAUUCUCAAAUAAUCACAACAUUGCAUUUUAUGAUCAUGGCAAUAAUAAAGGAGGACAUGAACAUA